Poecilia reticulata (guppy) is the source of this 6095-nucleotide messenger RNA. RefSeq names its product protein mono-ADP-ribosyltransferase PARP14-like. Lineage: Eukaryota; Metazoa; Chordata; Actinopteri; Cyprinodontiformes; Poeciliidae. The record is from RefSeq and is a predicted model, not a curated record. Gene Ontology annotation, biological process: protein poly-ADP-ribosylation; negative regulation of gene expression. Gene Ontology annotation, molecular function: NAD+ poly-ADP-ribosyltransferase activity; transcription corepressor activity. Gene Ontology annotation, cellular component: cytoplasm; nucleus.
UGGUGCAAACUCGUCGUGCAAAACGCCAGCUGAUUUCCGAACAGCCACAGCCGCGUUCAGGUGCGGCUUCCAGGUGGAAUAAACUUCCAAGUUUAUUCGUCAGUUGCUUCAAUUAGCGCUCACCAUGGACGCUUCUUACAAGUUCCCCGUCUUCUUCAACUGCGACCGUUUGAACGACGAACAAAAAAAGAAGAUAGAAAAUUAUUUCCAGAUUCGGCGCAAAUCCGGCGGAGGAGAGAGCGGCUCGUUGACUGAAGUCGGCGGAAAAGUUUACAGCAUUGCUUUUAAAGAUCAACAAGCUCAACAAAGAGUCCUGCAGAAAUCUAAGCAUGUUGUGGAUUUAGCUGGUCUUACGGUAGAGCUGAUUGUGCGAGACAAUCCCGCCUCCUCUGGCGACGCCUCUCCGCCUCCAGACCAGUCAGCCAACCCGAACCUGAAUGCAUCGGCCACAUCUCCGACACAGCUGUCCCAUAUUCCUUCAAAACUGCAACCAACUAGUGAAGAAUAUGAGCUAAUUUGCGACGCGUAUCUACUCCGCUACCUGAACGAAUCUCCAAAAGUCAAAGGAGAACUAGACAAUCAGCUGGCCUUACUUUCCUGCACCGCUGAGCUCCAACCACAGGAGGAGAGAGUUUUAGUCAGGCGAGUAGCUCAGCCAGGUGCUGAACCUGACGACUGGAAAUCUGAGGUGAACCAACUGUUUGAUGGCUACAUGUGCCACUAUGAGAUGGACGCUCACAAAGUCAAAGCUUUGCUGCAGUCCUACAGCUCUCGUCAGCCUGCAGAUGAGGUGAAGGUGUACAAUGACAUCGGAAUGACUGUGGUUGUGGGAGAACGAAGACAGGUGGAAGCAAAGUUAAGAGAUUUAGAGUCUCUCUAUGUUAAAAAUAAAGGAUCUCGUCCAAGUGACAUACAAACCACUUUUCGUCGAAUCGGUGAGGCAAAACUGCGUCUCCUCUGGAAGGAGAUUGAAAGCAGCCUAGGGCAAGACUUUCCAGCAUUAAAGGUCACACAGGCUGAUGAAGGUAAAAUAUCUCUAAUGGGGUCUGUGGAAGAAAUCCUCAAGGCCGGUGAGGUAAUUAGUGAAAAGGAGAAACUAGUGUUGGAGAGGACGAUUACUGACAAAAGCCUACAAUUUUUGGCAUUCUUAAAAAACGUCUAUGGUGGUCCCGGGAUGCUUUGCGAGUUUUUGGGAGUGGCAGAGAUGGUGGAAGCAGAAAUACGAGACACAACGCUCCACUUCUUCUCUUUCAGUGACGACAAAUUAGACGAGUCUAUGAAAAUGAUCCAAGAAAACUUUAAGGAUGUCACAUAUGAUAUUCCUAACUAUCCUGUUUUGCCGCCAGAGCUCUGUGAAGCGCUUAAAUCCAAGGAAAACGAGAUUAACCAAAUGCAGUGGAGAGCCAUUGUUGGGGUUGGUGCAGGUGGCACUGUGUGUUUGUCCGGCCAUUCGGUUGAGGUUGACGAGCUGAGUGAAAUUGUAUCUCAGUUUAUCUUGGACCAAGUAAGCGUGGAGGGAAAAGUCAUUCUCCCCUUCCCAGAAUUAUGUCCUCUAUUAACCGAAUUUCUGCAGAGACAGAGAUUUGACUAUUCGGGUGUUACCUUCACUCCUGUAACAUCAUCUUCCAGCCCCACUGUGUUGCUUGUAGGUGCAUCCAUCAAAGUGACUGAGGUCAGGAAUAGGCUGGGUCCACUUCUUCAAUCUGUUGUGCAGAACAAAGUGACCAUUGACCUGCCAGGGGCAGCGAGAUAUUUUAGUGGUCACUCUGGAAGAGAUAUGCUCAUAAAGGUUGCAGAAUCUCAGAAGUGUCUCAUACAGCUCGAGGACCAGCCUCACUUGAGUAGACAGAUGACUCGUCUCGCUAAAUACAAUCUUCAGCAUGGAGUGCAGGUGAUAGUUUAUCAGGGUGACAUAACAAAGCAGAAUGCAGAUGCCAUUGUAAAUGCCGCCAAUGAAGAUCUAAACCACAUUGGUGGUGUUGCUGCUGCUCUGAGUAAAGCAGGUGGUCCUCAGGUGCAGAAAGAAAGCAAAGCCCUUGUGAAAGGGAAUGGAAAGGUUGCUGUCGGCGACGUAGUGGUAACUACAGGGGGCGACCUGAAAUGCAAGAGCCUGCUCCAUGCUGUUGGACCUGAAAGUGGAAAAGCUAGUGGCAGAGAGAGGAGCUUACUGGAGAAAACGGUUAGCAACGCUCUGAAGCUAGCCGAACUGAUGGAGUUCAAGUCUAUAGCCCUGCCAUGCAUCAGCUCAGGCAUUUAUGGUGUUCCCAUCAAAGUUUGCGCUGAGGCCAUCGUAACAGCCAUCAAGGUGUUUGGUAGUCAGGACGGGCGAAGUCUUAGCAAAAUCAUUCUGAUAGAUAAAAGGGAAGAGGUGGUGAGGGCCAUGCAGGAAGCGUGUGACCGCCUUCUGCCAGGGAAAGAUCUUGGAUUCAGGACGGACGUUGCUGACCAAGAAGGAGCAAGCGGCGCCACUGCUGGAGCUCCUGUACAAGUUGAGAUUGUGAAAGGAACAAUUGAGAACCAACAGGCGGAUGCCAUUGUGUCUCCUAUGCUUGCCCACGAUCCUGUGUCUACACGCAUAGGAAAUACUUUAAAAACAAAUGCUGGACCUCAGCUGGUGACAAUGUUUUACCAGGAAGCAGGAGGGGCAACACUGCCAAGUGAUAUAGUUGUAGUUGAGAGGGUACCUCGUCUCAAAUGUAAAGCAGUCAUCUUUCUCAACCUGCAGUCUUGGGAUAACAAACAACAUGGACCUGCAACUGAGGUGCUGAAGCAGGGAAUCAGAAAGAUACUGAAUGCUUGUAACAGCAGAGGCUACAGUUCAGUUACUCUUCCAGUGCUGGGAACUGGAGCUCAACUGAAUUUUCCACACAACGUGGCGUCCAGGAUUCUUCUGGAGGAAGUUGGUGCCUUCGAACGAAAGCGGACCAGUGGUUCACCUUUCCUGAUCAGAAUUGUUGUCCAUCCUACAGACAAAGAAUCAAGCAAGGCACUCCAGUCUGCACAGGGAGGGUUGCAUCUCAGAGGAUUUACCAAUGAUGUUGAUCCAACUCAAGCGUCCUUUUACCGACAUGUCUCCAUGAGUAAGGACGAGGUCACGGCCAUGAUGGGCGCAGUCAAGUUACAGAUCAUCCACGGUGACAUUGUGGCUGCAGGAACUGAUGUCAUCGUCAACACAACUGACUUCACUGAUCAUCAGUCUGGGGUCUCUCACGCCAUUUUGGCAGCAGCAGGGCCGGCAGUCCUUACAGAAUUAACGAGAGUGGGCACUCCUCCAGACCUCAUGUGCACAACACAACCUGGACUUCUUGGGUGUAAGGAAAUUGUCCAUGCUAGCUUUAAAUCCAACUGCGAAGUGGUCCGCAAGAACUGCAAGAAGAUCCUGAAACUCUGCGAGAGCAAAGGAUUCCGCUCAGUGGCAUUCCCAGCCGUUAAUACGGGACAGGGUACAUUGACUCCUAAAGAAGCUGCUGAAGCAAUGCUGGACGGCUUGGCCUCAACCAUCAGGGACAUGAAUCCUACCUCUCUGUCAAACAUUCGCAUCGUCAUCCUGCAACAACCGGUUUUCCAGGGUUUCAGAUCAGAGCUGGAGAAUCGUCUUGGGCGGAUUGUUCAGAGCAACCUCAGCCUCAAAGACAAAGCCAGACAAAAGCUAAAGAAGAUCCAAGGAAAAUGCUCUAGACUGACAAUGUUCUCGUCCAAACAAGACGUAACCAUCUCUUCGAAGCCCGAGUCAACGGUUUUGCAGGUAAUCAGCUCUGGUCCAGACGUCGCCAAGAACGUCAAGAAAGAGUUGGAGUUGAUCAUGCAGAAAGAGCUCAUAGAGAGAACAGUGCCUGUGCAUUGUGUCUCUAAGCUAGACGCUAUGGAACUGGACGCAGUGCAGGCGAAAGUCAAACUAACGGGAAUAAGCGUAGAACGCAAAACGGUCGAUACCGGUAGACCCAGGGGAAGAAAUGGGUCAAGCAAAGAAGAGUACGUCCUGAAAGGUUUAAAGGAAGAUGUCCUGAGUGUCACCGAGUUGAUAAACAAAGCAGUUCAGAAAGUACUAGAAGAAGACCUCAAAGACAAGGAAGAGGCAAUGUUGGCUCUUACCAUCCAGUGGGCGAUGAAAGAUGACAAUGGAGAAUGGCAGGAGCUGAGCCUUAGUGGAAACUACAUGCUGGAGGAAGCUCACUUACAGGAAAAAGUGUCCGUGGACAUUGAGAUGCCUGAAGGCAAGACCCUCAAGGUAAACAUGAGGUCACAAGACGCCACAGACUGGGUGACUGGCAAAAGAUAUGAACUGAAAAGGACAAAGAGUGAAGCCUUGGAGUUACCUUCGCACUGGGAACCUAUGCAAGGCGAAAUCUUUAAAAAGGUGGAGUUGCAGCCAAACUCCAACGAAUACCAGAAUGUCGCUAGUGGCUUCCUCAGAACUGCCAAGUACAAUAUCCAUAAAAUUGAACGUGUGCAGAACCAGUACCUGUGGAACGCCUACAGCGUGUGUCGGCAGCGUAUACUAGCCAAGAAUGGCCAAGCAGAACUCUGUGAAAAGUCUCUGUACCAUGGCACAUCUGCAGAGUCGUGCAACUGCAUUGAAAGAGACCGAUUUGACAGGAGUUAUGCUGGAGCACAUGCUACCGCAUACGGAAAAGGAGUUUACUUUGCGGUCAAUGCUGAAUACUCUGCAAAGAGUUUUUCUCCACCAGACCAAACGGGAAUGAAGCGACUGUAUGUUGCUCGUGUUCUCACCGGCCGUCACACACUGGGUAAAUCCUCCAUGAAAGCUCCCCCUCCCCGAGGUGCAGACCCUACUGACUGCUUCGACAGUUUGGUGGACAACAACCAGCAGCCUACGAUGUUUAUAGUCUUCCAUGACGACCAGGCCUACCCAGAAUACCUCAUCACCUUCAGCUGAGCAGGACAGGCAGUUCCUUUGCAUGUCCCUUUACCUGCAAAGCUCCUUUAUCACUGGUGCUUUUGGUUAAUGUUCUUUUGUUUGGUUGCUUUUUUUUUUGUAUCUUAUUGUGAAAUGUGUUCAGAUCUAUGCAAAUCAAUAAGAAUGCUUUGUAGGAUAUACGAGCAUGUAAAGAUUAUAGACAUUUGUCAAAAUGUUAAAGAACUUCUAUAGAAUCUUAUUAGGGUACAAUAAAAUGGCUGUUGGCUGUAGUUGGGUAGAGACUCAACCAGAACUUGGCCUGCCUCCGACAGAAUGACAAUGUAGUCAUUCUCCUACUGUACAAAAGAUAUUCACUGGAGGAAAAUAUUGAUUUGUCUUUUUUAAUUAAAGGAACUAUCUUUAAUGACACAGUACACCAGCAGAAAAAUGUUUCCUCUUAAAAAGUUGUUAGAUAAAUUGAUGAAUUCCACAUAAAAAAAGAGGAAGUGAUUAAUCAUUUUUAGCUUCAUAAAGUCGUUAAUUUGUUAAUGUUUUUAACUGACAGAUUGUAGUAAAUGUAAUUAGCUGAAGCUAAAUGCUACGGUCACAAAAAAAAUUCAACUAAUUUCAUUUUUUUAACCCUCUAAUUUUCCUGAUGAUUCUUUGUAAGUUUGAUAUAAUGGCAGUUUAAAUGCCCACUGUAUUUUAGGAGAUGAUCACAGAACCACUGAUCUAUCAGUUCUAAUUGUUAUUGUAUAUAUGGGAGCUGAUAGUCAAAAUGGAGUCCUCCACAUGCAUGGAUUUUUCUUUCUCCAAAGUAAUAACUGCAAUUACAAGAACAGUUAGUAAACAGCAAAAGUUUAAGCAACACAGUAUGUGUCUACACUGUCUUUAAUUGAAGACACACACAUUAUACAUAUAUAUAUAUAUGUAUAAUGUGUGUGUUUGUAGAUCGUUUUUGUUGGGCAAUGUGAAAUGGGCAAUUUUAGUUUCACAACAAAGUCAGUGUAACACAAUCAAAGCAAAUACAAAUGUUUGUCUGAUUACCAGUUAAAUCAUGAUUAGGGUCAUGUACGUCUGGCACUGGAACUUUAAUGAUUUUGAACCAAGUCUGUAUUUAACUACAUUGACCCAAAAGCAAUAAUUUAUAUACAGAAUUUUAUUAACUGUUUAUCACUGUAAUGUACAGUUAAAUUCUCACUUUUCUGUACUAAUAAAACAAACAUUCAAACCUCAA